Bradysia coprophila is the source of this 984-nucleotide messenger RNA. RefSeq lists its product as uncharacterized. Lineage: Eukaryota; Metazoa; Arthropoda; Insecta; Diptera; Sciaridae. The record is from RefSeq and is a predicted model, not a curated record.
CCAUAUCACUUGAAUCUUCUACAUGUUGGUCGAUCGAGCUCAUUUAAAUCAACCGCACAUCACACUUACCGUAACCAUCACUGUUUUCUGUAUUCGUUUGGAAUUAAGUGCAAUAAGAAGCAAAAGAGUAUCAGCUGCUGCAAGUGCUAAAUAGAAUAUUCGUUUUUUUUCCAUUGUAACAAAAUGUGUAAAUUCAAUCAAUUCUUGGCACUGUUUGUUUGCUGUGCACAAUUGGUUCAAAUUGGUGUGACCUCUCCGUUGGGUACGUUAUUGUUCGACGAUUAUACGGAUGAGCAAGCGGACUCUGAUUAUGAUUUGCAUUAUGAUGAAAGACAAAACGGAACCGAAAAUUACCGUCUGAACAUUGAUGGUGUUGUGAUUGCUUUACCGGGACCUUCUAGCAAUGCUAUGAGUAGCGUCGGUUUAUUGGCUUCAAAUUAUUUAUUGGAAUUGGCUGCAGGUAAUGGAGGCGCCAAUGAUGAAGGUCUUGAUGAGGUAGAAAACGAUUAUCAUCCGUACGAUUUUGAGGUGCCAGCUAGUGGUCAAGAAGAUGAGGAUAACAAUGAAAAUACCGAACCGGUGAUCAAUAUUCCGGCUGAUAACAUAAUUAAGACGCCGACGACGACCACUAAAAAUGAAACUGUUGUGCUCGAUUUGAAACCGGAAGAUAAUGUUGAUGCAGUAAACGAUAAACUAUCAGCGACAAACAAGAAAGACUUGAAAGUUGAAGUUAUUAACUAUGAAGACUAUUUGAAAUUAACAUCUGCUGCACCUGUGGUGGAAGAAACAAAAACCGUUCAGCCAUCGGCGACACCAGGAACCAGACAAGCAUCGCACAAGGCUCCAAUGAAGCGAAAGAAUAAAGUAAAAUCACGCAUCGCAACACUACUGGAAUACCUGAAGAGAAGUCGGGAAUGAGCAGGCAGCAUUUUGAUAUUAAAUUAUUAAACAAGUUUUUCAAUUAAAAAUACAUCAAAAAUUCAA